AUUCUCGGACACCAAGGUCACCCAUCAUAUCGUCCCAAAGCAGCAACAUGGCCGCCAACGCUGUCGCCCCCAUCGUCUACCAGCUGCAGGAAGGUCUUCGCAACGUCGCCAUGAGGAGCUUGGUCAAUUCGUUUGACCUGAAGGGCUUGGUCAACAAGCUGGACAUCCAGACGCUGGGCCUGGUGGCGCUGGUGGCUAUGGCCGCCGUGUUCCUGUUGGACCUGUUCACCAAGAGCUACGCCCCUUUCGGCAGGAGUUUGGUGUCCUCCGCCGCCCACGCCUGGGAUAAGGCUGACCAGUGGGGCCUCAGCGGAAGUGUCCGUGGAAGGUGAGGACUGAUAUUUUAUAUCUUAAUCAGUGACGUUUGAUAUCUAUCAUGUAUAUAUACAAACCUUAGUAAAUCAUCACAUUUCAUAAAUUUGCUGGUAUUGACAACUAUAUGUUUUAGGUAACACUAAAUGGGCAUUCCUUUGGACUUUGUGUUUUAACUUGGCAAUACUCCGACACAGCCGUUCCCUGGAGCCC
Penaeus monodon (black tiger shrimp) is the source of this 525-nucleotide messenger RNA. RefSeq lists its product as uncharacterized. The coding region runs from base 48 to 332 and encodes 94 amino acids. The record is from RefSeq and is a predicted model, not a curated record. The transcript has a single exon. NCBI's taxonomy places the organism in Eukaryota, Metazoa, Arthropoda, Malacostraca, Decapoda, Penaeidae.